GUUAGUAUUUUACUGUUAAUGUAGGUCUAGAGUUUGAGUUUAUUAUUGCUUUCUUAUUGCCUCUAAUUGUCGGAGAUUAUUUAGGAGUCAUGCAACACUUACUAACCUCAGUAGUGUGUAGUGUGGCCAACAAGAUGCCUAAAUCACAGACCUAUCAUAUUUGGGAUUACAGUUGACGUAAAAAUAUUAAUGCCUUAUGCAUCAGUACAGAUACAUAAGACAUUAAUAUUAACCAUCUCUACUGCAUUAUAUUACUGCAUUAAUAACACUUUAAAAGGGUACUAUUCYCCCCUCUUAGAAAAAUAAAUAUAUAGAACUAGGUCACUACACUAUGGCUUCAACUGAUUAACCAUACAACCUUGAAUAGGAGAAACUCUGUGUGUCUUCAUUCUACUGAGAAUACUGUGCUGAUUCUAUUUUUUUUAAUUAUUAUUUUCGAGACCUAAACACUCCUUUUCUAAGGGAAUGUGGAAGUCUUCAGGUUUUUAAAGUUGUGCGUUACUGAGAAAAUGGCGCGGAUCAGUACUGAUGCAUAAUGCAUUAAUAUUUCACCAGUUGGUUCUGGUCCUAUGGAUUAAAGCUCCACCCAAAGUGCUUUCUGAUGUGGUUAUGCGUAAUAGAAAAGUUUCUGCUGUGUCUAAUUUAUCAGUAAAAUAAGAAAUCUAUGACGGUCUACCUCGGUUGUAACAUCAGAUUGCCCAUCUAGUUUGUCUGUGCUGGUUCUAUAAAGUUAACUMUUUUUACUAACUCUUUUCUAACAACUAUUAAAGUGCUAAUGUUGCCGUUCCAAUUUAUAAAUUGCCGUUCCAAUUUAUAGUUUCCUAUAAAUUUCCAAUUUAUAGGAAAGCACACAUUUUGUGAGUUUGUUGUUUUAAUGUUCCUACAGUAGUGUGAGUCCAUUCCAUUUAAUUGACAAAGCCAAAGUGAAAACGUUUGUGUAAAAUACUAGAUACCAAAACGUUACAUGUAGAAAAUAUUCAUCUACUUUAAUUUAGCCCACAUUUCUACAUUAAGAUGUUUUCAUUAGUCUAAUUUCCUCUGAGAACAGCCUAAAUAUUCCCAARCCAAUGUACAUUCAUAUUAAAGUAAUUUAAUUUUAUUUAUUCAUUUUUUUUCAGAAACUAAAUUACUAAGUGAAACACAUUGUAUAGAUUAAUUCCAUAAAGACUAAUGUUUAUAAGCCUUUUUUAUGUUGAUUGUGAUUGUGUCCAGCUAAUGAAGAAAACAUUUAAGAUUACAAUAUUAGCUCAGACCUUUAAACAAUUUAAUACAUAAAUGUAGGCUUAAGGAAAAGUGUGUUUCAUACCCCACUCCACUUUAUUUUCAGAAGGUGCUUUUAAUCUGAAAUUCUAAUCCAGAAGUUUCUAAUUUUUCUAAUCCGAGUCAUUUUGCUCUCAGUCUACCAACACAAAUCAGCUUGGCACUUUUACACAAUAUUCAGUUGUUUUUUUUUUAGAUAAAAUAUAUUUUGUAUGUGCUUUGUUGUUUGGACAACAAAGCACAUAUGUUGUCCAAACGAGUAACAAGAAUAAAUGUCAAAAAAAUAUUUUCUGGUAUUUUUUGUUAAAAUGGAAAACUACUCUAACCUGCAUUUUUUUAGUCGCAUCUCUAAGGUUUUAUCCGCGUUUAUUUUGAAAAAGUCUGCACCGGAAGUUUGUCUUUUUUCUUGGGAAAUCGAAAAUGUACUWUCGUGAACGUGUGACACUUUAACUGUACUCGUCCGCUACCGCCCACAUCAAGGUAGGUGGAAAAGAUAAAUCUAAACAUGGAAGAGUGUGGAGAYUGGGAAAUUAACAUUCCUGUGGAGGCCGAGGUGAAAACCGUUCCCCUGAAGAAUUUACCGAACUCGGUCAUCAGAAGAAUAGGCCUCCCCGUCUCUGAGGGCGACUCCGUCCGGAAGCAGAGUGACUCAACAGAUGUGACAUGGAUCUGCCCAGUGGUGGUCAGAAGGAAAGGACAGGAAUCUGUCUCAGGCUCAGGAAGACAUUUGGCUGACAACGUGGUCCCGUUUGUAGGCACGCAGGUUCCAGCCAGUCCUUUGAAAAUGUCUUUUGUAUCCUCCAACCGAGCAGCCAGAGACGUGCUCAAGAACAUCUCCUCUGGGAGACGUUCGUCCAAAGAAGAGUUUUUGAGUCAGRACUCGGCUCUGCUGGCCAAUGAUGAUGCUGUCGUUGUCUACAAAGGGCAGAUUUAUCUGUGCAUCAGGAAGGCCAAGAGAAGAACUCGGAGGACACGGAAACAGCAGCCGGUAUGUCAGGCUGCCAUGUUUUCAACAUCAGGCCAGCCAUCUACAACCCACACCAGCGAGCUCAUUGGUGGCAGACCGAAGACAAAAACCAUUGCAGGUAAAGUGAAGCGCUGUGAGAAGGCUGCGCUGAAAACAAAAGGCGUUUCCUCUGUCAGGGAUGAGUCCUCGGCCCCUCGGCCKUCUGACGACACACACAGAGCAGACGGUAACAGUCCAGGAAGAGACCAGGAAGAGGCUUCUGUCUGGACCAAUCACAUGAACAGAAGUCAGGUGAACAGUCAGGACGAUGAGCACAGUGGCAGCCAGUGGUGGACACCAGCAGAGCCUGUUGGGGGCGCUGCCGCCUCCAUAUCCAGAGAUUCUGAGUAUGAAGAGCUGGAGCGGGAGGAGGAGAUCGCUCACCUGUAUCAGCUAAUUUAGACGUUAAAUAAUGAGAUGGUGUAGCAUUUGUGUUUUGUACACUCUUGGCUCUGGAUUUCUUCUGCUCAUUCUGGACUCAUUUCAAACCCAUGAUCACUAUGGUCAGACUUGGAGGAUGUCGCCAUAGAAACUUUACAAAGACAAACCCUUUAUUUAAUGCUGUAACRGCUACUCUUCAGAUCCAUAGACAUUAUUAAUCAGUUAUUUGAAUCAUUUGAAAUGAGCAUAAAUAAACUAUGAUGAACUGAC
Molecule: messenger RNA, 2917 nt
Organism: Poecilia reticulata (guppy)
Lineage: Eukaryota; Metazoa; Chordata; Actinopteri; Cyprinodontiformes; Poeciliidae
Source: RefSeq, a predicted model, not a curated record